UAAUAACAUUCAUCCAUUCAUUUCUUCAGCAGACAUGAGUAAGGCAGUCACUCUGAACUGUGGAGGUCACAUACCUCUCGUUGGACUCGGCUGUUGGGAGUCCCCCCCAGAGCAGGUGACGCAGGCGGUGGAGGCGGCGCUGGACGCCGGCUACCGCCACAUCGACAUCGCCUACAACUACCUCAACGGGGAGGCCGUCGGCGCCGGCAUCCGAAACUGGCUCGAGAAGACAGGCAGGGGCGAGAUCUUCGUGACCAAGCUGCCCAUGAUCGGCAUGUACGAAGGAGGCGUGGAGAAGUUCCUGAAGAAGUCCCUGGAGAAGUUGCAGCUGGGCUACGUGGACCUCUACCUCGUCCAUCUCCCCAUCGGCAUGAAAGGUAAGGAUGAUGACGACAUCUUCCCAAUGGUCGAUGGGCAGCUCAGCGUGGACUUUGGUACCGACCUCAUCGCUGUGUGGAGGGAAAUGGAGAAGAUGAAGAUGCUGGGCCUGACAAGAUCCAUCGGCGUCUCCAACUUCUCCAUCAAGCAGCUCAGGAAAAUCUGCGCCGUUGCUAAGAUUCCUCCGUCCGUGCAGCAGGUUGAGUUGCACGCUCACUUUCAGCAGCACGACAUGCAGGAGUUCUGCAAGAGCCGCAACAUCGCCAUCACCGCCUACGCCCCCCUGGGCUCCCCCGGCCGGAAGCAGAUGACUCGGCUGAGGUUCAGCCACGCGGUGCCGGAGGUGCUGGAGGACCCCGUGGUGCGGCUGGUGGCGGAGAGGCAGGGCGUGACGGCGGCGCAGGUCCUCCUCCGCUUCCUGGUCCAGCAGGGCCUCAUCGCCAUCCCCAAGUCCGUCACGCCCUCGCGCAUCGCCGCCAACAACGACGUCUGGAACUUCGCCCUGACGGACACCGAGAUGGCCGCCCUCAGGAGCCUCGACAAAGGGCCCUCCGGUCGCUCCUUCUUGUUUGGGAUGAAAGACCACCCCGAAUGCCCUGCUUAGCAACCUGCAGAGAAGGGGUUUUGCUUGGACUGCUAGGCAUGGAUGUUGCAUUAUGGAUGAUCAAAAAGCCAUCAUCUUAAACUAUAAAGCAAAAUGUAA
Molecule: messenger RNA, 1081 nt
Organism: Penaeus monodon (black tiger shrimp)
Lineage: Eukaryota; Metazoa; Arthropoda; Malacostraca; Decapoda; Penaeidae
Product: aldo/keto reductase slr0942-like
Cellular component (GO): cytosol
Molecular function (GO): aldose reductase (NADPH) activity
Source: RefSeq, a predicted model, not a curated record